Molecule: messenger RNA, 1596 nt
Organism: Malus domestica (apple)
Lineage: Eukaryota; Viridiplantae; Streptophyta; Magnoliopsida; Rosales; Rosaceae
Source: RefSeq, a predicted model, not a curated record
CCUUAACAGUACAACUUUUCUUUGCAUCUGUCUUUCUCUUCCUUCCCUCAUCUUAUCCUCAUUUAUUUCUCCUUUAAUUUCUUUUGCCCACUACUUUUCUGGUAAAAGUCAAAAUAUACACAAUAAAAAAACCCAGAUGCCAGUUUUUAGUCAUUUCUUUGUGGUGGUGUUGGUGGUACUUUGCUUGCACUUUCCCAAGUGACUUGAACGCACAGGCAGCACCCAUGUCCCUAAUCCAUAGCUGAUAGCUAGCCUGCCUGCCUGCACCUUCAAUACUAUACAGAUUUUAAACUAGUCUGAUCUACGAGCGCGAUUCGAACUUGGUGUAAGGGGAAGCACACCGGCCUAACCCCACGUCUCCAAUUUCACGUUGGUAUUCAAUUGUACAUACCUGGAAACUUAACCGGUUGUGGUAGAUUACCAAAAGUGAAAGGUGAAAGGUGAAAAGCAAGCUCCAGUAUGAUAACAAAAUUCAAAUACGCUAACUGGUAUUGUCAUGUUGAUGAAUUAUGUAUUAUUGACAACAUAUAAAGUGAAGGGCAAGCUAACAACGACACUCUAAGAAAGUUUAUUGAACUCUUCGUGUGAUUACGCUCAUAUAGAAGAAACGAAGUCCUUGACUUCAUUGUCCUGCCGAAACAUGUUAACACAAAACUUGAACUUGGAAUUUGAAAAUGAUUCAGAAGUCACGAGCCAAGUAACUUAUUCGAGCAUACCUCUGCAAGAAGAAUCUCCUGACCCCUCUAAGGACAGCACAACCACUUCUUCGUGCCUCACAAAUCAGAAGCAUCAACAACAAGAUCCCCGGCCUGUUUCCCUUCACUUGACACUCCAGUUUAGCUCAGGCGACACUGAAUUGAAGGGCACGGGGGAGACUAGCAGUGAAGCAGCUGCACCCCCUACUUCAGAAGGAACAAUCCCAAGGGUAUUCUCAUGCAACUACUGUAAGCGUAAGUUCUAUAGCUCACAGGCACUCGGUGGCCAUCAGAAUGCUCAUAAGAGGGAGAGGACAAUGGCCAAGCGUGCUAUGCGUAUGGGAAUGUUUCCCGAUAGGUAUACUAGCUUGGCAUCUCUCCCCUUACAUCGUUCUGCGCCUUCAGCGUUCCGGUCUCUUGGUAUCCAAGCUCAUUCUGCAGUGCACCAAAACACUAUGAUAACAUCAGAUCAUCAGAGGUUCCUUGUCCCCGACACAAGAGGCGUAGCAAGGUUUCGUCAGGGCUAUUUUGGAGUGCCGAUGUUUAUGGACGAGGAUGAUGUGGGCAUGUUUUGGCCCGGGAGUUUCCGACAGGUGGGUGAGGGAGCUGGAGGUCAUCAAUUAGCCCAAAAUCCAAAUAUGAAUACAGGAACAAGCAUGGAACCAAGAAAUAGUACAAGUUCGUCUUCACCCGAUCUUUCUCUAAAGCUUUGAGAUUUUUGUUACUUCUGUUUAAUUAGAUAUGUUUCCUAUUAAUUAAGCAGCAUGAUCGAAUAGUGUUAAUAUUAACUUUGUACAGUGAGAUAUGCCAUUUAUAACGGCUGCAGAUAUUUCUAAAUUGUUUUAAGGCUGUAUUUGUUUCUUAACUUCAUAAUUAAGGAUGUUGUUCUUCUUUUUGUUCA